This is a messenger RNA of Amaranthus tricolor (Joseph's coat), 1934 nucleotides long. Its product is annotated as probable beta-1,4-xylosyltransferase IRX9H. The transcript has 4 exons. Gene Ontology annotation, molecular function: galactosylgalactosylxylosylprotein 3-beta-glucuronosyltransferase activity; xylosyltransferase activity. The record is from RefSeq and is a predicted model, not a curated record. Lineage: Eukaryota; Viridiplantae; Streptophyta; Magnoliopsida; Caryophyllales; Amaranthaceae. Bases 329 to 1504 code for a protein of 391 amino acids. Gene Ontology annotation, cellular component: Golgi membrane. Gene Ontology annotation, biological process: glucuronoxylan biosynthetic process; plant-type secondary cell wall biogenesis.
CUACUGCGGGUAUAUUUCUCCUUUCCUUUUCCUAUCUGGCAUCGUAAAUGCUUUCAGAUACUUACCAUCUCCCAGAGAAACCUACAUUUUCUGUAUCUUUCUUAUGUAUUAUCACUCAUUGUAAUAUCAAAUUUAAGCCUAAUUCUUCGGAAUUGACUCAUUAAAUUCCAUUCAUUUACUUCUAGAGUUAAUCUAAAUUUUCAAUUGCACUUCAAAUCCACGCCAAAAGCGGCUGUUUGAUUGCGAAAAUUAGGGCAAAAUUUUAACAUUUAAUAUUAUGUAAUCAAUCAGAAGUUCAAGUUCAAUUCUUGAGUUUUUCUCUAAAAUUAUGGCAUCAAUUCGACGAACUCUGUCUCCUGCGCAUCAAGAUCGAUCACACCAAAAUGGAUCACUGAACAAUAAUUCAGCAUUUCACAAACCUUCAAAUUCGAAUUUAUUCGUAAAAUUCCGACGAUUUUUCGCCGAAUUACUUCUCCUCCGAAAUUCGCGACGAGCACAGCCAUACUCAUGGAAGAGACAUUUCUAUCGUUGUGUACUUUGCUUCCUCAUCGGAAUUUUGUUAGGUAUUUUACCGUUUGGUCAGAUUGAAGAUGUUAGAACUCAUGAUUUUUCGUUUGAAGUGAAACCUCAACUUCAGCAAGAAACAUUCAGAAGUGAAGAAGAAUCAAUGGAACAGAUGAAGGAUAUUGAGGUAAAGUUUGAUGCGGUAUUAGCAGAGAAAUUUGAUCAUAAAUCUAAGAAACUAUUGAUUGUUGUUACUCCAACUUAUAAUAGAAUACUUCAAGCUUACUAUCUGAAUAGAUUGAGUCAAGUAUUGAAGCUCGUAAAUCCGCCAAUGCUGUGGAUUGUGGUGGAAAUGGGUGCGCAAUCGUCGGAAACUGCAGCGAUUUUGAGGAAUAGUGGAGUGAUGUAUCGGCAUUUGGUUUGUCACAAGAAUUUGACGAAUAUUAAAGAUAGAGGUGUUGAGCAAAGGAAUACUGCUCUUGAACAUAUUGAAACUCAUAAACUUGAUGGCAUUGUUUACUUUGCUGAUGAUGAUAAUAUAUACUCUUUGGAACUCUUUGAAAGAACCAGACUUAUAAGUCGUUUUGGCACGUGGCCUGUUGCAAUGCUGGCACAAAACAAAAAUAAGGCAACACUUGAAGGUCCAAUAUGCAAUGGAAGUAACAUAAUUGGAUGGCACACAAAUGAGAAAAGUAAGAGACUUCGGAGAUUUCAUGUUGAUAUGUCUGGAUUUGCAUUUAAUAGUACUAUCUUGUGGGAUCCAAAGAGGUGGAAACGUCCCUUUUCGAAUCCGAUAAGGCAGUUGGACUCUGUGAAGGAGGGUUUCCAGGAGACAACAUUUAUAGAACAAGUGGUUGCAGAAGAAAGUCAAAUGGAAGGUGUGCCUGUUGGCUGUGGGAAGGUUAUGAACUGGCAUCUCCACUUGGAUGCUCGGGGGGUUGCAUAUCCAAGAGGGUGGGUGGUUCAGAAGAACCUAGAUGCUGUGCUGUCCAUUAAUUAAGGAGAUACAGCCCUGUUUUUGAUCUCGAGCUAUUUAAGAUACUGUUUUACUUGUGCUGACGCCUGACAGUGCCCGUGACAUUGGUGUUGGUACUGCAGUGGCUGCCUCAUUGAGAUUGCUUAUGGUUUUGUCUGUGCAUCCAGCACCAGCAUAAUCAACAUGAAGGUGCAAGGAUAUUGUUCAUUAUUAGAUAUAUUCUCUCGAACUACCCUUUUCGCUUUCUCCAAAGAAUUUUUCUUAGUUAUAGAAUUUUGAUCAAAUUUUUUGAGCAUUAGUAGUAGCGUCUGGCCCUCUAAAUUUUCUCGUUCUUAAGAGGUGAUUUUGUUACAAUGUACAAAUUCCUUUUCUGAUGUUUUCAUAUUUGAAGUACUAUAUACCAAUAUUAGUGAAGAAAAAUAUAUUGAAGGUGGGUAAAAAUUGAGGCGGAUCA